UGUAACAAUCGUUACGUUACAGACAAAGCAGCCCUAUUAGAUGAACUCGCUCAACUGAAAACCACCGUUGAAAAGCUAGAGACUGAAAAGACGAGAUAUAAGACCCGAAUCAAAGAAUUGAACGAAGAGAAUGCCUCCCUUCAACGACGCUCGAACGAUAUAAGUAAUUUUGGAAGCGAACGUGAAGACUCUCCGGAUGCAUUGUCCGAAAUCGACAAGCAGGAGGAGCUACUGAACAACAUCAGCACCAAAAACAAGCACAUAAAACGAUUGCUCCGUGACAUCGCAUCACUCGAGUCACAAUGUGCAUCCAAAUCCACUCAAGUUGACGAAUUGAAAGUAACCUUGUUGGAUGCAACGAAGAAUUUGACUUUGAUCACCAACCAAAUGGACGAGUAUCGGUUAAAAAUCAAAGAACAAGACAGCACAAUCGAUUCAUUGAAUAAGCGAACCGUUGAAUUGGAACAGCACAUGAUGGAUGUGGAAAAUGAGAAACAAGAACGGGAAUUCGAAUUGCAAGAGUUCGGAAAGCAACUGGAAAAUCGAGCUCUGGUUUGGAAGCAAAUGCUGGAAGAAAAGAAUGAGAGACUGGAUUCGCUGAGAACUAAAUACGACGAGAUUCUUAAUGUAAAUCCGGGGUAUAACAUCGACGCUGACCGAGUCGAGAUGAGGCGAUUGACAGAGGCAAUUCGAGAACGCGACCAAAUCAUAACCGACCUCGAAACGAAAUUAAAUGAGCUGUCGAAAGAGCUUGUCGACUCAACGGAUAUGAUGAAUAAAUUGGCAAGGGAACGCGAACGUACCCAAGAGAGUGCGACAAAGACACAGCAGAAAUCAUGCUGUGACGAUAUCAAACUUAUGCUGGAAAACUCGACAAAACGAUGCCAAGAACUGCAGGAAAUCAUAACCAAUUUAGAAGAAGCCAAUGUUCAUAAGUCGAAACAGGCAAUGGAUGCACUUGAAGCACUCCAGUCUUAUCAAAAUGGAGAGGAUGGAUUGUCUCAAGCAAUAAAGAAGAACACCGAAUUGCAUAGCAAAGUUCAAUCAAGGGACAAACAGAUUCGGGCUUUGGUCAUGGAAUUGAAUUCGCUCCAAAACGAAGCCCAGGAAAAUGUUGUUUUAAGGAAACGACUCGGUAUCCCGGAAGACGAAUAUGUUUCAACGAAUACGUUGUCGGCCCGUCAAAGAAGAUUCGAGAAAACUAACGAACGAUUGAUGCUGAAAUUGCGUGCUUCGGAGGAGAUGCGCUUACAGCUCAAGUUGGAUAAAAACGAUUUAAAGCGCGUGAUAGACCAGCUUCGUAACCGAACCGAUCACGACGCAGACUCUGUCGAUGUUGCCAUUGGCAAAGGAGAAUCCGAGGUCAAAUAUUGCGAAAAAUGUCUUGCGAAAUACAAUGUGCCUGAAAACGGUGCUAAGUGUGAUAGAUGCGUGGCGAAGCAAAAUUGUAACUACUGCGAAAAUUGUCAGAAGCAGAUGAAGAUCGGCAGUGACGGGAAUACAGCCGAAUUGAAUUCACAGAUCUUAGAGUGGGAGUCAAAGUACACCAUGGUCGUGGAGGAAAACGAGAAUCUUUUAUUGGGAAUGCAUAACAUUCUGGAGAAAUUACGAAACUAUGACGCCGAAUCCGAUCAUGUCGUCAUUGAUACAACAAUCCUCGAAAAACUGCUGCACGCUCUGGACGCUCGCAGUGUAAGUGGGUGGUACCAUCCAGCCAUGAGAAUUCAAAACGAGUUAAUCGCAUCGAAGGAGAGAGAAUACGCUUUGAAAGAACGGUGUCGAAUAAGUGAAAAAAUUCUGGAGAAAAGCGACAAAUCCGAUAGACCUGUACCGAAAGCGAGACAGUCUUUGAAAUCUCAACCGAAUACCGUGCAGGGUGUACAGGGUGUCAAUGCAGACGGUGAUGAUGUCGCUAAGGGAAGUGAAAAAGUUAUCAACGAACGAGUGCAACAAUUCGGCUCACUGUACCAACACAUUUUGGAUCAAGAGGCUGAAAUCGAAAAGCUUCGGUUGGAAUUGGCGGAGGCUGUAAGCAAACAAAGGGAAAAUGAGAUGAAGAUCGACGAAUUGAAAGAAUACGAAAGUCAAUUCAAUGAGUUGACCGAAAUUACGAAAACGACUGACGAAACGAAAGACUCAACGUUGGCCGAGCAGAGUGAACAAAUGGUCCAGCUUAAGAAUGCCAUUAAUUGCGAAGUGAAGAAAACGAAAUUUGCUCAAGAAGACUAUGAAGACCUGAGCAAAAUCCACAAACAAACGAAGGAAAAGCUGAAUCGACUGAUGUUUGAAUUACGCCGAGAAUUGAUUGAAUCGAGAAAAUUGUACUCGGACCAUAAAAUCAAGCAGACGAAGAUGGAACCACUUGCAACUGAUGACAAAAAUGAAAUUGCUGCACUCCGGACUGAAUUGAACAAUUUGAAGACGAAAACGAGCUACUUGAAUUCUGAAAUACUAAAAGAUGUGAAGACGCUGGACGUUGACAACGAGACCGGAUUGAAUUUUGAACGAAUCGAGAAGCUGGGAGUGGUGAGAAAUAAUUUCGUGGUCGAUUUCAUAACCAGGACGGAGUAUGAGGACUUGGAAUCUCGAUGUAAUGCACUGUCUACUCGAAAUGAUGAGCUUACAGCUCACAGUGACCACCUUGAAAAGCUGUUAAAUCUGUCGCAAGAGCAGAUCAAAUCACAGCAACAGAUUCUUGCAAGAGCAUCCGAAGAAGAAAUCAAUCUGAGGCACUUAGUGGUGGACAUGCAAGCUACUAGCAACGAAAAGUACAUCAUCGCAAAGUUGAGCCGAGAGCUUCAGCAGACUCAAGAAUUGCAUGACCUAUCUGAACGAGAAAGUAAAUCGAUGAGCGACGAAAUUGCUCGAUUGCAACAGGAACUGGAAGCGGUGAAAAAUGACUUAGAUGAGCGACAGGAAGCCUUCCGAAAGAAGAAUGCGGAGAAUGAUUUCAAGCUCAAAUUCCUCUCAAAGACUUUCAAAGAGCUUCGUCAGAGUUACCACGAAUAUAUGCCCAUGUACCCGGUGAACGACUUUCUUGCUGAUUUCGUUCAAGUUAUUGAAUGCAAGAAAAAAUUGAACAAAAAAAUUGAGGAUACGAACCAAAUGGACCAUCAACUUCAAGUGGACGAGUACCUACGAUUGGCCAAUGACAGUUUGGGCAGUGAUGCAAUGGAGAAUAAGAUCACGAUGAUCAAACUCCAGACUCAUACCACACAUUUGGAACAGCAGAACAAAGGCCUACAACAGCAAAUCCAAAACUUAACUGCUGAGUUGGAGCAACACAUUCAGCGGGAAGUAACUGGCACAGAACACUGGAACAUCAUUAAACUACUGUUCGAAGACAAUCGCAAUGAAAAUUGUGAAAUGUUGGAAAAGGGAACUCAAGCACUAGUCGGUACUAGUGACAAGGAAACCAAUACCGAUCAGUCAAACGAGCCACACACACCACCAGUCGCGACGCAAACCCUAUCUCCUCAACACACUUCCACGAUAAAAACGACUUCAGCAACAGCAACAACUCCAAUGCAAGACAAUAGCCUUGCAUUGUCCAAUGAAAAUACUCAAAGGUCCAUGGAAUCUCAAUUGAAGCAAGCGAUGAGCCUAGCAUCCACCCGCAGUUCAUUGUUACUGGAAACGGAGAAUCGUCUGGCUAUUGCCCAAGGACGCAUUAAAUUGCUGGAACGCAAUUUGGAGGAAAAGGAGAAACAAUUGAAAGAGGAACGGGACAAACUCAGUCGAGCUCAGUCUCCGCGCAAAGAUGACAACAUAUUGAGCGUCACGAUAACGUCUCUGCAAAAUUUGUUAUUGGAAAAGGACACCACAUUGUCGCGGUAUCAAGAUCUUCUCCGGAACGAACGACAAGAUCGCCUGAAGUCGUUUGAUGAUCAUCGGAAUGAAGUGAAAUUGUUGCAGAACACCGUCGACGAUUUGGAAGUGAAAUUGAGAAUGAAGGACAGAGAGAACGAGAAAUUGAUGGCAAGAAUGAAAGACAUGGAAGGGAAAAGUGUUGCGGUACCAGUGACUGAUGUGUCAGUCUUCGAGGAGGAGUUUUCGCAAAUGUCGGACAAGCAUAUCGAGGAUAUGUUUUUGAAUGAACGGCAAGUGACAUUCAGUAAUGAGCCGGACGUUGAUUCGACAGAUUCAAAGGCUAAAGUUCAAACACUGGAAAGAGAUUUGGAGAAACUGCAGGCAAAGCUGAGAGAUGUUCGAAACAGAGAAAACUUCCUGGAGAAAACUCUGAUGGAGAAAGAUAAGGAAAUAGCGUCGCUGAAUGAGAGGAUAAGCGAUCAGGAUAUUGAGUACAAAGACAUGUCAGAGAACAUACUGAAUAGCAGAGAGAUCGAUCAACUGAAAGAAAUGUUGGAAGAGAAGGACCGCCACAUUGGCGAUCUAACUGACACCUUAACGCACUUCCAUGACGACCAGCAGAAAUUCAUUAACGACACAUCUCUCCAUUCAGCUGAACAAGUGGCUCAACUGAGUGCCGAUUUGAAUCGUUGUGAAGCCACAAAUCGCAUUCUGAACACCCAACUAGAAGCAAUGAAGCGCCAGAUUGUAAACAUAAGUCAGCGUGAAGGCCAGGCCCGUGAAAUGGUCAAAUCCUUAAAGACGCAACUCAUGAAGCGGCCGGUCAUUUCGGUCAAAUCCGAUAGGAAUUAUUCGAAUCGCGAAGACAUUUUGCAGAAACGUCUGAAUCAAAUCGAAAACGAGCUUCUCUCGACCAAAGAAGAACUGCGCAAGCAAACUGCUCUGGCGCAAAAUCGUCGCACAAAAGACGCUGCCGAAUUGAGUCUGUGGGAUAAGCAGAAAAGGUUCCAACAACUGUCGGACAAUCUGAAAAUCAAGCUGGCAGAACGCGAACGGGAACUGGAGAAAUUAAAUUCACAUUUCAGCACUGCCAAAACAACGAUCGCCCGAUUGGAACGGGAAAAGAAUCUGCUCGAAAAUCGACUACGAGCUGGCAAAAAAUCAUAUUGCUUGGCACCAUCGUGUCCGAAUUUACACUCAAGCAAGUAUACGCCAGCUGAAAGUCCCGAAUCAUGCCAGACGAGCGAUUAUGGAGAUGGUAGUUCGAUGCGGGAUAAGCGACUGGACAUAUCCGAUAAUAAUCAGGAGCUACUUGAUGCGUUGAAGUCACGAAUCGAAAUGCAACAACGUAAAAUUGUUGCCAUGGAACUGGAGGGUAAGGGAAGCAAUGCCGUUACAUCCGAAAUUGAGAAAUUGCACGAAAAACUGUCCGCUUGCGAAGCGCAAAACGUACGUUUAGAGGCGAGGAAUCUUCAACUACAGUUGGACUAUGACAUGCUCAAACAGGAUGAUAACAGUGAACGUACGAAGAGACAGAUUAAACAUUUAGAAGACUACAUUUUGGCGUUGAAAGGAGAACUGGCCCAAUCGUUGAGCUCCACCCAUAAACCUACCAGCAACAGUAACAAUUCGACAGGUCAAAUGGAACAGACAAUUCUUUCGUUACGUCGCAUUGUGGAACGUCUUAAAGUGGAGAAUAAGAAUUUGAAAGAAGGAAAAGGACAGAACGCUUCCAAGGGAACGGUAUCGAAGGACAACACCACUAAGCUCCGACAGGAACUCGAUAAAAUUCAGCAAUCGUAUUCCGAGGCAUUGGACAAAGUUUCAACGCUACAAAUCGAGCUGGAUAUGCGUACCGGACUGUGCAAAAACUGUAAGUCACGAAACGCUGGAACGUCUGAGGCCGUCGAUUCUACAGUUGAAACUUUGAAAGAGAAAUUGAUCAAAAAAACGCAACUGCUUGAGAAAGCGAAAAUUCUCUUAUCUCGUGCGGCAGCAAAAGAGAAAAACUUUAGAGAACAGAUAAUUUUCUGGAAACGAAGAUGCUCGGAAUUGCAAAAUGUUCCUGUUAUCGACGAAGCCAGUGAGUAGGAGGGAUGAGUUCCAGAGUUUAGUUGCAGAUUUGCGUGGACUGUAAUUUGAGAGUGGGGUCGGACACAGAUCCAUCACUUACAAUUUGUAAAUAAAAAGAAACAAAAUUUACCCGUGUAUACUACCAGCGUUGCUUACAAAAUACACGUCUCAUCGGUAAAUAAAUGGAAUUAUCGUUUUCCUGUGGUCCGGAUACUCACUACCAAAGCCAGUCGGCGAUUGGUCUGC
Molecule: messenger RNA, 6129 nt
Organism: Bradysia coprophila
Lineage: Eukaryota; Metazoa; Arthropoda; Insecta; Diptera; Sciaridae
Gene: Cep290
Product: Centrosomal protein 290kDa
Biological process (GO): ciliary transition zone assembly; non-motile cilium assembly
Cellular component (GO): centriolar satellite; ciliary transition zone
Source: RefSeq, a predicted model, not a curated record